AAACUAAAGAAGCCAUACAUAGAACACAUAUGAUUGUUGGCAAAUUCUUUUAUGAUACUUGUAUUCCAAUCAAUGCUGUGAACUCCAUUUAUUUUCAGCCCAUGUUUGAUGCCGCAAUUGCCAUUGGUCCAGGAUAUAAGGUCCCUACUUACCAUCAACUUCGAGUUCCUUUAUUGAGAGACUCAAAAAAAGAGCUUCAAUUGUAUAUUGACACUUUGAAGAGUUCAUGGGCUACGUGUGGAUGUACUAUUAUGGGUGAUGGUUGGACUGAUGGUAGACAAAGAAAUCUAAUAAAUUUUCUUGUGUAUAGCCCUAUGGGUAUUGCUUUUGUGAAAUCAAUUGAUGCCUCUGAUGCUGUCAAAGAUGCUACUAUUCUUUCUAAAUUGUUUCUAGAGGUUAUUGAGUGGGUGGGAGUGUCGAAUGUUGUUCAUAUGGUGACAGAUAAUGGAGCAAAUUAUAAAGCUGCUGGAGGACUUGUAAAUGCAACUUACAAAUCUAUAAAUUGGUCUCCAUGUGCAGCUCAUUGCUUGAACUUAAUCUUAAGUGAAAUUUCCAAGAUGAAUCAUGUGCAUGAGCUUGCUAUUAAGGCAUCAACGGUGACAAGGUACAUAUAUAACCGUUCAUGGUUGUUAGCUCGGUUGAGAAAGAAGAAUAAUUGGACUGAAAUUUUGCUUCCAAGAGCAACGCGCUUUGCCACUACUUUCCUUGCAUUGCAUAGUAUUCAUGAGCAUAUGCAUGAUUUGCAAGCUUUGGUGACAAGUAAGGAGUUUACAAGUUCAAGGUUUGCCAAAGAGAAGAAAGGAAAGGAUGCCAUUGAUAUCAUUUUAGAUAAACUAUUUUGGAAGGAUUGCUUCAUCACUGUUAAGAUUGUUGAGCCACUUAUGCGUCUUUUGCGUAUUGUUGAUGGAGAUGAGAAACCGUCCAUGGGAUAUGUUUAUGAAGGCAUGUAUAGGGCAAUCAAAGGUACUAAAGAUAUUUUCAAGAGAAAUAAGAGGUUGUAUAGGCCUUACACAACAAUCAUUAAAACUCGUUGGGAUAAUCAAUUGCGGAAGAAUAUACAUGCGGCAGCUUAUUGGUUGAACCCAGCUUUUCAAUAUGAUCAAGCUUCAUUUUGUAAAAAGCCAGAGGUUAUGAAUAGUGUACUUGAUGUGAUUGAAACUAAAGCCACAUCAAGUAAAACGAAACUCAUGAAUGAACUUAGAUUGUUUCGAGAUCGACAAGAUAGUUUUGGAAGAGAGCUUGCCAUUACUACAUCUAAGAAAACACAACCUGAUGAAUGGUGGAAGAUGUUUGGACAUAGUGCUCCAAAUUUGCAAAAGUUGGCCAUUCGAAUUCUUAGUCAAACUAGCAGCUCUUCUGGGUGUGAAAGGAAUUGGAGUGUCUUUGAACGCAUACAUACAAAGAAGAGGAAUAGACUAGAACAUCAUAGGCUUAAUGAUCUUGUGUAUGUUCAUUACAACUUGCGAUUGAAGAAUAGGAGGUAUUACAAAACAAGGAAUUAUGAUCCCAUUGACAUUGAAAGCAUUGACAAAACCGAGUUUUGGAUUAUUGAAGAAGAAAGACUAGAACAAGAGGAGCUUCCAUUGAUUGAUUAUGAUGAGCUCGAAAAAAUGCUUUAUGAAGAAGAUGAGCCUCCAUGAUAUAAGAAGCAAUGUCA
Messenger RNA from Camellia sinensis, 1657 nucleotides. The record is from RefSeq and is a predicted model, not a curated record. Lineage: Eukaryota; Viridiplantae; Streptophyta; Magnoliopsida; Ericales; Theaceae.